AAAUAAAUGAAGGACAAAAUAAAAUAUGUAGAGUAACAAGCAAAAUUCAGAAAAGCCUAAACAGAAUUGAGAGAAAAUGGAUUGGAAAAUACACCAACAACUACAAAGCGUGAAAUUAUGAGAGCCUUAGAAAAAGAAAUGGAUGAUCAUGAAUUAAUGAUCUUCAAAAGAAAUUAGCCAGAAUGAA
Molecule: messenger RNA, 187 nt
Organism: Paramecium octaurelia
Lineage: Eukaryota; Ciliophora; Oligohymenophorea; Peniculida; Parameciidae
Source: the annotation of a GenBank genome assembly